AUGUUGCUACACCAAGGAAAAAUGCGACAAUCGAUGAAGCAAAUCAAAAGUGCCGAAAAACGCCGAAAAUCGUCGCAGCCGGCCACUAAUCAGAGUUUAGCCGGGCUCGCGCAGCUCAUGCUUCCGGCCCUGAUUGAGGAAAAUCCGGAGGAUCCAAUUGGAAAAAAAUUUAAUAAUCGUCGUCAACCUUCCGGUUUGCUGCAGAAGGCGAAUUUCCAAGUGCGACGAGGAGCUGCUGGAGUCUGGGAUAUUGCUGGUAGAGCGCAUUUGGCGGGAAAACGAAAAGUGGAGCAGCUUCAGCAGAAACCUCCACUAUGGCUUGUUAUAAUGAAAAGGGUUUAUCACAAAUACGGACUAAAGCACGUCGUUUUGAUAUUGAUAUUUCUUCUAUAUUGCACAAUCGGUGGUAUGAUAUUCUGGCUGAUUGAAGAGCCGUAUCAAUCGAAAUUAAAGGAUCGCUGGACAGAGAAAAUUGAAGUGAACAGAACGGAAAGAGUCAAUCAAAUUAUGAGGAGUGUCUUCAAUAACAGUGAUUAUUUGAUCUACAUCAAAGGAAACACUACAAAUCGUCUUGUCGAUUUUUUUACACUAGAACUAAAUUCUUAUGAAAAACAACUUGGAGUGAAAUGGAGUCAGCAGAAAAUGGAUUGGGACUUCUGGAAUGCCCUUCUAUUUGCUGGAACCAUUUGCACAACCAUUGGUUAUGGACAUAUUUAUCCAAUGACUGAAGCUGGAAGAGUCAUUACCAUGAUUUUUGCUUUAUUUGGAAUUCCGUUGAUGCUGCUUGUUCUGCAAGAUUUCGGAAAAUUGUUGACGAUCACCAUGAAAUUUCCUUGGUUUCAAACGAAACGGCUCAUGAGAAGAAUACUGAGAUGCUGCACAAAACAACCAAUUGAGGAAAUGCGAGAAAUUGAAGCGCAAGAACGAAGAGAUUUGGACAUUUUCGAUUUGCCACUACCCGUUGGAAUAUCACUGAUUGUGAUAUGGAUUUUUAUUUGCGCUUUUGUUCUCUCGGUAUGGGACCAGAACUGGACACUUCUCGAAUCUUUCUAUUUCUUUUUCACAUCAUUAAGCACUGUUGGACUUGGGGACCUUGUUCCGUCGUCGCCGCGCCUACUUAUCACAAUGUUUGGCUUCAUUUUAGUUGGUUUAUCAUUAGUUUCGAUGGUUAUAAACUUAUUACAAGCCAAGAUGAGAAAAACUUAUGAAGCUGGUCAGAGUGAAGAACCGCAAAUACAUCAAAAUCAAACAAGUUUGGGAAUUAUGCAGUGUUAUGAGCAAGAGGAAAAGAAAAUGGAUAUAUCGGAGAGGAGUUUGAGCAGAUCGACGCAGACAAGUCUCAGUUUGCCAGGAGUCAAACAGGUUGUGUUGAGUUCCGAUGGCGUCCAUUGGGUGUCAGAUUUCUCCGACGUCAAGAGUCCUGAUGAAGUCACCACUCUUGUUGAACAUGAAUCUGGACUUCGCGUUUGUGAGCAAAUAGGCGACAACAACAACGAAGAUUUCUCGGAGCUUGAGAGCCUUGUCUGUGAGACGGACGCUUUAAUCGAAGUCGCCGAGUGUUCGGAUCUCGAUCAAUGCGAAACCAUUUAA
Molecule: messenger RNA, 1590 nt
Organism: Caenorhabditis bovis
Lineage: Eukaryota; Metazoa; Nematoda; Chromadorea; Rhabditida; Rhabditidae
Source: the annotation of a GenBank genome assembly